Messenger RNA from Triticum aestivum (bread wheat), 360 nucleotides. RefSeq lists its product as uncharacterized. Lineage: Eukaryota; Viridiplantae; Streptophyta; Magnoliopsida; Poales; Poaceae. The record is from RefSeq and is a predicted model, not a curated record. Gene Ontology annotation, molecular function: mRNA binding.
AAUCUGCCUCUUACGGUGAAGACCACUCAGCUACGGCUCUUUUUCAGCGAGCAUGGUAAAGUGUCCAAUGCUGAGGUGAUUUGCUAUAAGAAGACCAGGGCCUCACAGGGUAUUGGCCAUGUGACCAUAGAGACGACACAUUCCCAUCUGGAAGAUGCUCUUGCUGCUCUCAAUGAACUGGUUUUGGAUGGAUGCCAUCUCAAGGUUAGCUUGAUUAAGGAGGGGCAGCCACCACAACGUCGGCGUCGGCACAGAUAGAUCUAAAAUCUUGGAUUUUCAUUUUUCUCAUUAUAAAAGUGAAUAUACAUGGAUUGCACAUGCCUGCAUGUGUUGCUGCUCCUUGAUCGCCUUACCUUCGUA